AUGGCGUGGGGGCGGGUAACUGAAAACCCCUUUUUCCUUUGUCUUAUUAGGAAAAAUAUUAUCACUUAUACAUUCAUCCACUUUUCCCUCACCGUCAACACUCGACCUCCUCCACACUUCAUUCGCUGUCGUCUCUUUCUGUCAAAAUAUACAUACAUAUCUAUCUAUCUAUCUAUCUAUCUAUCUAUCUAUCUAUCUAUCCCUGUAUGUUUACAUCUAAAUCUGUACAUUAUCUAUCUAUCUAUCUAUCUAUCUAUCUAUCUAUCUAUCUAUCCCUGUAUGUUUACAUCUAAAUCUAUCUAUCUAUCUAUCUAUCUAUCUAUCUAUCUAUCUAUCUAUCUAUCUAUCUAUCCCUGUAUUCUGUACAUAUCUAUCUAUCUAUCUAUCUAUCUAUCUAUCUAUCUAUGUAUGUUUACAUCUAAAUCUAUCUAUCUAUCUAUCUAUCUAUCUAUCUAUCUAUCUAUCUAUCUAUCUAUCAUCUAUCUAUGUUUACAUUUAUAUCUGUACAUAUCUAUCUAUCUAUCUAUCUAA
Messenger RNA from Acanthosepion pharaonis, 531 nucleotides. The record is from the annotation of a GenBank genome assembly. Lineage: Eukaryota; Metazoa; Mollusca; Cephalopoda; Sepiida; Sepiidae.